Messenger RNA from Nicotiana attenuata, 1416 nucleotides. RefSeq lists its product as uncharacterized. Lineage: Eukaryota; Viridiplantae; Streptophyta; Magnoliopsida; Solanales; Solanaceae. The record is from RefSeq and is a predicted model, not a curated record. The coding region runs from base 1 to 1416 and encodes 471 amino acids. Gene Ontology annotation, molecular function: catalytic activity. The transcript has 3 exons.
AUGGGUAAGGCUUUGAACUAUGUCCCUCCUACUAUACGAGAAGGUACAUUUAUUGUGCAAAUUGAGGCAGAAGACACAAGGGAACAGGAAAUUUACUGGAGUACAGCUCUGAUUGCUUAUGUUUUGGGUGAUAACCCUUAUAAGAAAUCAAUGGACAAUUAUGUGACUAAUGUUUGGAAUUUCGUAGAAAAGCCCCAAAUCCUUUAUCAUGAUGAAGGAUAUUAUAUUUUUAGAUUCCAAAACAUUGAGGAGAGGGAUCUGGUUUUACAAGCUGGGACGUAUACUUACCACAAUAAGCCACUCAUCCUGCAGCAUUGGAGCAUGGAUUUUAAGUUCGACCCAAGAAUUACUGUUGAAAUGGAGAAGGUAUCAUACGCAAGAGUACUUGUUGAAGCUGAUGUUUCACAUCCUCUACCUGAUAGUUUUGAAAUGCAAACUCCAAAAGGGGUUAUCAACCAGCAGAUUGAAUAUGAUUGGAAGCCUAAUUUUUGUUUCGGAUGCAUCAGAUUUGGACAUAAUUCAAAUCAAUGUUGGUUGAAGGAAAAUCAGGAAAUGGUAGAGAAGUUCAAAGAACAGCCAAAGAGAAGAAGGAAUAAAGAAAAGCAAAAUAAAACUAAUCUGAAAUGGCUACCAAAGGAGCAUAAGGGGAAUGAAGCUGGUCCAUCAGGGGUGCAAACAGAAAUGGAGAAACAACCUAUGGUUGAGACAGAAGGUUGUAAUCAAGUGGCAAAUGACAAGCAUGAUGAACCAGAUCAGAAGAGUCAGGAUGAUAGAGCAAACGUCAAAGGGAAGGAUAUUCAACAAAAGGAGUUGAGGCUCUUUCUGAGGAAGUAUAAGGUGGAUUUUAUUGGGUGUUUGGAAACAACAGUUAAAGAGAAGAAGGCUACUAGAAUCUUGAAGCAAGCUGCCAGGGAUUGGAGGGCUUGUUGCAACUAUAAUGCACAUCCAAAUGGUAGAAUUUGGUUACUAUGGAAGAGUAAUAUAAAUGUCCAGGUGUUAGUGGUUGAAGAUCAGUUCAUACAUUGUGAAAUUCAAGAGAUAAGCUCCAAUUUCAAGGCUAUGGUAACUGUAGUUUAUGCAAGCAAUGACAUUAAUCAAAGGAAUCAACUGUGGAGGAAGCUCAUUCAGAUAGGGGCUAAUAUUCAAGACAGUUGGUUACUAAGUGGGGAUUUCAACAAUGUUCUUCACACUGAUGACAGGAUAGGAGCACCAAUUACACAAGCAGAAACCCAAGGCUUUCAGGAUAUGAUAAAUACAUUACAGCUUUCUCAGGUGAAGAGUUCGGGUUGGUACUAUACUUGGUGCAACAAGCAACAACCUGAUAAAAGAGUGUAUAGUAGGAUUGAUUGGGCUUUGGGCAACUUUGACUGGCUACAACAGUAUAACCACAUAGCCUUGCUCCCUCUGCUAUUGUAG